Molecule: messenger RNA, 851 nt
Organism: Merops nubicus (carmine bee-eater)
Lineage: Eukaryota; Metazoa; Chordata; Aves; Coraciiformes; Meropidae
Gene: FHL3
Product: four and a half LIM domains 3
Exons: 4
Biological process (GO): actin cytoskeleton organization
Cellular component (GO): Z disc; stress fiber; nucleus
Molecular function (GO): transcription coregulator activity; actin binding
Source: RefSeq, a predicted model, not a curated record
CGCUCGCUGGCCGACGAGCCCUUCACCUGCCAGGGCCAGGAGCUGCUCUGCAACGACUGCUACUGCAGCGAGUUCUCCUCCAAAUGCAUUGCCUGCGAGAAGACGGUCAUGCCAGGAUCCCGCAAGCUGGAGUACAACGGACAGACCUGGCACGAGCAUUGCUUCAUAUGCAGCAGCUGCCAGCAGCCCAUUGGGUCACGGUCCUUCAUCCCAGACAAGAAGGAUUAUUACUGUGUCCCCUGUUACGAGAGCAAGUUCGCUCCUCGCUGCACUCGUUGCAAAAAGACCCUGACCAAGGGAGGAGUGACUUACCGGGAUGAGCCGUGGCACAAGGAGUGUUUUGUCUGCACGGGCUGCAAGACCCCCCUGGCCGGGCAGCAGUUCACCUCCCAGGAUGACAACCCGUACUGCAUCAAGUGCUUUGGCAACCUCUAUGCCAAGAAGUGCAGUGCCUGCACGAAGCCCAUCACAGGCUUUGGUGGUGGUAAAUACGUCUCCUUUGAGGACCGUCACUGGCACCACAACUGCUUUAACUGCGCCCGCUGCGGCGCCUCGCUGGUCGGGCAGGGCUUCAUCCCUGCCAACGAGGAGAUCCUGUGCCGCGGCUGCAGCAGCGACCUGUGAGCCUCCGAGGACGGCGUGGGGCAGGGGCUUUCUCUGUUCUUCACGCCUUUGUGCCAGAUACCCCAACAACAUUUCAGGGGCAGGGCACAAGGCACAGGAGAUGGGGGCUGACCCUGAACCACGGUGUGUUCAGGGGGUUCCUGUGCCCCUCCCUGAAGGCUAGAGUCCGCUGUGCUGUGGCUCUGAGCAGAGCCAGAGCUAAAUAAAGUUGAAACAGGAGCUUUAAG